AUGAGACUUUUCCAACUUUCGCGACGGCUUUUGUGUCAGAAUUUAAAGAUAACCAAGCAUGUGAGAACUGUCAAGUCCCAGGGAUUUUACUCGAAAUUCGACAAAGAUGGGGACGGGGAAAUCUCGCCCGCUGAAUUCAAGAAAAUUAUGGAAUCUUCCGAGUACGGCGAUGUUUACAAGCAUUUUGACGACGACGGAGACGGAAACAUCACCCCAGAAGAACUGAUUUCCAUCUUGGUCAAACUCGGAGAAGUCCCAAUGGAUCUUGCACUUUACUUCAACGACAUGAGUAGCUCCAGCUCGACAGAAUUCGCUGGUGUCGUCAACUUCCUUACGAUUUUGACCAAUUACUGCUCCAUGAAAAACCCCGCAAAAGUGGAACAAGAAGUCCUCCAAGAUUUGGAGCAGUUCGCAGAAGGCAGCGAAACCAUCAACAAAGAUCAGCUUCAGGACUGGCUCUUCAAAAUUCACCCAGAAUUCGACGAUGACCUUCUUGACGCGCUCGCGGAGGGGGCUGAUUUAGACGGUGAUGAUGAGAUCAACUACAUUGCUUACGUCCAGCUCGUCACUCGACAGAUCCUCAAACUUCGAAAGGUAAAAGAGAACUUGAUCGAGGCUUUUCUUCUCUUACUUCACUUUUCAAUGACUGAAAAAAUAUUCAGUAAGGUGCCAAAAAGCGUUUACGGUGGCUACAAUUUCAAAACAAAUCGAGGUUAA
Molecule: messenger RNA, 717 nt
Organism: Oikopleura dioica
Lineage: Eukaryota; Metazoa; Chordata; Appendicularia; Copelata; Oikopleuridae
Source: the annotation of a GenBank genome assembly